Penicillium subrubescens is the source of this 981-nucleotide messenger RNA. RefSeq lists its product as uncharacterized. The transcript has 2 exons. NCBI's taxonomy places the organism in Eukaryota, Fungi, Ascomycota, Eurotiomycetes, Eurotiales, Aspergillaceae. Bases 1 to 981 code for a protein of 326 amino acids. The record is from RefSeq and is a predicted model, not a curated record.
AUGAGCAUCCCUGGAUGGAGGGAGUCAGUACUCGCCGCAACGCUAGCGCUCUAUGGGACCAGUGAACAAAACCCAGGAGCAAUCGCAGCCGCAUACAAAUGGUACAACCAUGCCCUGUGCUACCAGCGUCAAAAUCUGAGGCUCUUCAUCGAGAAUCCAUCCGUUCAAGUCAAUGAGAUGCAUGUAUCAAUGGCGGUUAUCCUAGCCUACUCCGAGGUCGUUCUUCCGUCCCAUACUAGGGCUUUUUCUCAGCAUAUCAAGGCGGCAGCUACAUUGCUCCAAAUUGUCGGUCCAGAAGCAUGUAUGCAUGACAAUCUUCACCAAAUUUUUCUUACUAUUCGACUAUACAUGGUCUACGAGUCGUUUGGGGAACGAAAAGUGUCUAUCUUCGCAUCCAACGAUUGGAUUGAUGUACCGUUUCAAAACAGAGAGAAAAGCUCGUUGGACCUCGUGAUUGAUUUGCUCCUUCAGAUCCCCGGAGCUAGCCCACGCAUGGCUGCAACCCUGCUCGAAGGGCUAUGGCGUCAGCUCGUCCAGAGCAAUCCUGACUUGAUAUCUUCGCCUCGACACAUCAUGCUUAAGCAAGUCUUGGGGUUUCGGGACCUCUGGGAUUGCGUACCAGAUAGAUUCCGCCACUCAAGCUCUGAGGCUGCCAUUGCACUCGCAUUAUACAAUUUUGGUUGGAUAACCUCUCUCUCACUGCUGAAACAAUGUGGCGAUCAUGCGGCUGAAUACGCUGAGCUCAUCGAUAGCCACUGUGGGACAAUCCUAGAUGCAGCAGCUUUUGUGUCAACCAUUGAGGAUGGCUGUAGUUACAUCCGGCUAACACCACCCUUGAGGAGUGUCUUGCAAUACAGCAGCAACCAGGGCCAACGAAAAAGCGCGCUUUUAUUUAUGCGGGCGUGGGGAAAGUCUAUCAACUUGCUGCAAUUGUCUACUGGCCCGUUUGGCCAAAAUUGGCAAUUUCAUGAUUCAGAUUGA